AUGUCUUCAUACGCCAUCACCGGAGCCUCAAAAGGCAUUGGCCUCGAGUUUAUACGCCAACUCGCUGCCAAUACAGACAAUACAGUCUUAGCUAUAGUACGAAAUCCCAAAGCAUCCGACAUAAAUGAAGUCGCCUCCAAAUACCCCAACGUGCACAUCAUCAAAGGCGACGUCACAGACCCAAGGUCCAUCCUCGAAGCCGCCUCAGGCGCAUCCACCAUCACAGGCGGAAAGCUAGACGUGCUUAUCCACAACUCCAACGCCGUUGACUCUGCUACUACGGCCUUAAGUCCGAGUCAAUUUCCCUUUGAUGCCGAGGCUGUCCAAAAGAUGUUCGAGCCAUCGCUCGUGACAGCCAUCUAUGGCGGUCUAUGGGCGACGAAUGCCUUCCUGCCCCUGAUUGAGGAAGGAACUCAGAAAAAGAUCGUGCACAUCUCCUCCGCCAUGGCGCUACCUGAUCUCAUCAACAAGACUGGCAUCAGUUAUGCCGUUGCGUACUCAGUCGCAAAGGCCGGAAUGAAUGUCCAGGUCGCCAAGUACGCAGCUGAACUUGCACCGAAGGGCAUCAAGGUGUUGGCUUUGAGCCCAGGUUGGGUUAAUACGUAUGAUGGAGAAAAACCAGCUGAGGUAGUACAAGGGGAGGAAUUCAUGCUAAAGCAGUUCCAGAUAGCCGAUCCUGAGCUCAAGGGGCAGAUUCAGCCUGAGGAGAGUGUUCAAAAGUGUCUCCAAGUCAUUGACCAUCUGGAUGAAAAGUCCAGUGGCUUACUCUUGAGUCAAAAUGGUGAUCAGGAGAGGUGGCUUUGA
Talaromyces amestolkiae is the source of this 804-nucleotide messenger RNA. RefSeq lists its product as uncharacterized. Gene Ontology annotation, molecular function: oxidoreductase activity, acting on the CH-OH group of donors, NAD or NADP as acceptor. Lineage: Eukaryota; Fungi; Ascomycota; Eurotiomycetes; Eurotiales; Trichocomaceae. The record is from RefSeq and is a predicted model, not a curated record. The transcript is spliced from 2 exons. Bases 1 to 804 code for a protein of 267 amino acids.